This is a messenger RNA of Solea solea (common sole), 4672 nucleotides long. RefSeq names its product mothers against decapentaplegic homolog 3. Gene Ontology annotation, biological process: SMAD protein signal transduction; regulation of transcription by RNA polymerase II; transforming growth factor beta receptor signaling pathway. Bases 214 to 1491 code for a protein of 425 amino acids. The record is from RefSeq and is a predicted model, not a curated record. Gene Ontology annotation, cellular component: heteromeric SMAD protein complex. The transcript has 8 exons. Gene Ontology annotation, molecular function: RNA polymerase II cis-regulatory region sequence-specific DNA binding; I-SMAD binding; DNA-binding transcription factor activity, RNA polymerase II-specific. Lineage: Eukaryota; Metazoa; Chordata; Actinopteri; Pleuronectiformes; Soleidae.
CUCUCUCAGACGGACUGACUGAGUGAGUGAGUGCGCUCGAGCUGAGGGGGGUUUAACUCCGGGAUGUUUCUGCGUGGAGCUCAAUAAACACCACGAAGCCGACUUUAGCACAAAAACGCUUGUUCGGACAUUAGGGAAGAGCAGCCGUGUCCAAAACCGACGGACUUUUCCCCUCGACUCUCUUGCGAGGACUUCAAACCCCGAGAACUCAAGAUGUCAAUUUUGCCCUUCACUCCCCCCAUCGUCAAGAGACUUUUGGGCUGGAAGAAAGGGGAGCAGAACGGCCAGGAGGAGAAGUGGUGCGAGAAAGCCGUGAAAAGUCUGGUGAAGAAGCUGAAGAAGACGGGGCAGCUGGACGAGCUGGAGAGAGCCAUAACCACCCAGAAUAUCAACACCAAAUGCAUCACUAUACCGAGGUCUCUCGAUGGCCGCCUGCAGGUUUCCCACAGGAAAGGUCUUCCCCAUGUCAUCUACUGCCGCCUGUGGCGCUGGCCCGACCUGCAGUCGCACCACGAGCUGCGGGCGGUGGAGCUGUGCGAGUACGCCUUCCACACGAAGAAGGAUGAAGUGUGUGUCAACCCGUACCAUUACCAGAGAGUAGAGACACCAGUCCUCCCACCUGUGCUGGUGCCCAGAAACACAGAAAUUCCCAGCGAGUUCCCGCCACUCGAUGACUACAGCCAUUCAAUCCCCGAAAACACUAACUUCCCUGCUGGAAUUGAGCCCCAGAGCAACUACAUACCAGAAACGCCACCACCUGGCUACCUCAGUGAGGAUGGAGAGACCAGCGAUCACCAGAUGACCCACAGCAUGGACACCAGCUCCCCAAACCUGUCACCGAACCCUGUUUCACCCACACACAGCAACUUAGACCUUCAGCCCGUGACGUACUGUGAGCCGGCCUUCUGGUGCUCUAUUUCAUACUACGAGCUGAACCAGCGAGUAGGAGAGACCUUCCACGCCUCGCAGCCGUCGCUGACAGUGGACGGAUUCACAGACCCCUCCAACUCUGAGCGCUUCUGCCUCGGCCUCUUGUCCAACGUCAACCGCAACGCGUCUGUGGAGUUAACGCGCAGACAUAUCGGCCGCGGCGUGCGGCUCUAUUACAUCGGAGGAGAAGUGUUUGCCGAGUGUCUCAGUGACAGCGCCAUCUUUGUCCAGAGCCCCAACUGUAACCAGCGCUACGGCUGGCACCCUGCCACUGUCUGCAAGAUUCCUCCAGGAUGUAAUCUGAAGAUUUUUAACAACCAGGAGUUUGCUGCCUUGCUCGCCCAGUCAGUCAACCAGGGCUUUGAGGCCGUGUACCAGCUCACCAGGAUGUGCACCAUCCGCAUGAGCUUUGUCAAAGGCUGGGGAGCCGAGUACAGGCGACAGACGGUGACCAGCACCCCCUGCUGGAUAGAGCUGCACCUGAACGGCCCCCUGCAGUGGCUGGACAAGGUGCUCACACAAAUGGGCUCCCCCAGCAUCCGCUGCUCCAGCGUCUCCUAGGGGGAAGCCGUCCAUGCAGCCACUUCCUGCACACGUGUCCUGUCAGUGACUAGAAACACACACACACACACACACACAUGCAGAACAAAAGGAAACGGCUUCAGUACAGACGGCGCGGAAAGACGUCUGUCGUCCUCGUUCUGUCUCUGGGUCAGUUCCUCCCCUCCAGCUGUCAGUAGCACUUUUGACAUUCAUGUUUGUGGCACAAGGGGACAAGUGCAUUAAAGCAGUACCAUGUAAGUAUGAUUUUUGUUUUUGUUUUGUUAAGCAGCAGCUUUGUGCCAGAGAAGCUGUAACAACAGGAGGAGUUUUCUUUCUUUUUCUUUGCUCUCGUUUGUUCAAAUUUCCUAAUUUCAUUGUCAUACUUUUUAUUCUCUCUUUUGUACAGAUGUGUAUGUGAACAGUGGAUUUAUAAAAAAAAAAAGAAAAGAAAGAAAUGUUUGUUUUUAAGCAUAAUUACAUUGUGAAGCAUGUGUAAGAUCAUGUUUAAUGCAUUUCACUUGACUUUGUAUUUGGGGCAUUUGAAAUACAGAAGAGUAUGAAGAUGGUGACGAGGAGAAAAAAGAAAAGGCUGAGUAUCGUUUUUAAACACUGUGUGAAGGAAUAUAACGUUAACCUAAUUCAGUCUCCUUUUUUCAGGAUUUCAAAGAUUGACUCUCAUGAGACAAAAAUAUAAAGAUUUCAGACAGAAACAAAAAUGAUGACGCACUUUCAGGUUCAGUGUGUGAGACGCUUCAGUCGCUCUACUCUUUCUCAAGUGUGCCAGGAAACUACGGUGGCCUUCACGUUUUUCUAAGUAGAAAGCACAAAGUGGCGUCCUCCACAGAGCAAGGCCCUUAAAGGCUCCAACAAAACCAAACCAUUCUUUUAUUUUGAAACAACUCAUACACUUAUAUGGAUAGCAUCUUUAAAUUCCGCCUCAACACACUGUUACACACUGAACCUUUAGACUUUGUCCCUCGGUGAUAGCCGUAAAAGCGUUCCCAGAUUAUUCUCAUGCAGAAGAUCGACAGGUUACAGCUCUUAUCUUGAGUAUUUGAAGACAAUAAUACUCCUCACUUUUGUAAAAUGUUAACAUUGUAAGGCAACGUAGACAAAGUACAUUUAAAGGUCCAGUGUGUGGGAAGACAAAAAACUGAAUCUAAACUUAAUCAUUGUGUUUUUCUAAGUCUACUGUCACUCUGAAAAAUAAGAACUGACCGAGUUUACCGUGUUUCUACAGUAGACCAGAAUGGAGACACAUUUAACUCCACAUUUGAAGACCCUUGCUUUUACAUUAUACAGUUCUCGCACUACUCGGCUCUGCUGUACUCGGUUUGGUAUCAGACACGUCAUUUUCCAUGACCUCAUAGCACCUUCUCAACGUGGACAGGUGCAGGUCAGCAGUCUGUUGACAUCACAUUUUUAAUAUCAGCGCAGCUCGCUUGGAACCUCACAAGAGCAGGUACUGAAUAAAAAAAAAAACACCAGGUACUAUCACUUGUCGAGUUGUGCUAGAACUGUAUAAUGGAAAAAUGCUCUAUACAUUUAAAUUGGGUGCUUUCCUACACACUGGUCCUUUAAUGAAAGCUGAAUCAGUGCUUGUCAGAGGAAUACGUGAAAUAAUGUAUGCAUUCAUUUCAGGAAUUUUUCAAAAAUGUGUUUGUGUAUCGUCACUUGUACCUAACCUUUUAUACGACUUGAAAACAUCUCACACACCUGUGCUCUCCUGUCGUCUCGAACCAAACACACAACAUGUCAUUUCAAUACUUAUGUGUGUGUGUGUGUGUGAGAGAGAUUUCAGGUGAACCAUGACUUUCUUAGCAUUUCUCAUUCAUACCGUCAUCAAUCCGUGACAUUGGUUUUCCUUUUUAACCAACGGUUAAAGUUAUUGACUAUUUUUUGUAAACUCAGGAUCGUAUAUAUAAAUAUAUACAUAUACAAAAAAAAACAGAUUUAUAUACAGAAACCAGAUGCAUGAUUCUUUUGACUUAAAAGUCAGUUAUUUUUAUUUUAUUUUCUAGCACAUUAAGAUUAUAAUGUGUUAAUGAGUGUUUUUCUUGCAUGACGUGACAGAAUUAAGCUUUAACAGCUUUUUUACAAAGGGAAAUGUUUAUAUAUAUAUAUAUAUAUAUAUAUAUGUACAUACACACACAGACGUGUGUAAAUAACAUCCUCUUCCAAAUCUGAUGUUAAUGGUUCUGAAAGCAGAAAGAACAAAAAAAAAGCUUAAAAUGAACAAAUAAAUAAAGCGUAGCAGCUUCCUUUCAGCCGCCCCCCACUGUGGUGGAAGUGGAUCCACUUCCUUCUGGUUCCUUUAAAACCACACAAAGACACAGUGGGUGAACACGGACAAUAUUUUUAUAGAACUUAUUUACAUGAUAUGAACCCGGCUUUUUGAUGUCAAUACCAGCCCAGUGGUGCUAAAUCUUUAACAUUGUCGGGCCUCAAAAAGAAAACUAUGAGAUUUUUUUUUACUUCUUCUUAAAGCUGGUAGAUGCUGAUGAUGAUGAUGAUGAUGAUGAUGAUGGAGAUUCGUAACUGUUGUAAUGUUGGAUUGUUUCAGAAACCGUAGCAUCUACCGAUCUGAGACAACACAGCUCUUUGUGGAGCUUUUAGUGUCCUUGAACACAGCAGUCCUGGUCCUAAUGGGCUCUUAAAAACCCCAUAGUCAAUGUAAUUUACCCUGUAGGGAUUUUUUUUUUUUAUUCAACUUAUAGUGCUUGUGUAUUUUUCCCCCCUUUUUGUCUAAAAUUCUCACUGUAAUCAUAAGUAGUUGUGAUUCGAACUUUUUUUUUUUUGCUUUGAAUUGGUGUUGUUAGAUGUCUUGUAUAAAAAUAUACCCUUUAUUUUUAUUUUUAUUUUCUCUGCCAAUGAAAAAGUUGAUGUGAUGCUUUAUAUAUUUUUGUUUAUUAUUGUUGGUCAAUGAAUAAAAUAUAUAUCUUGUGGUGAUUCUGGGUUCUCAAACUGUGGUGCGUGUACUACCAGUGGUACGUCAGUUUCCUCUGGCAAAUCAGAAAUAAUCAAUCCAUGGAGUACUCAAAGCAAUCAUCUGUUAUAGUUUUUUAUCUAAGCCUUUCGAGAAACCAUGGCGACAAAAAUCGCAAAUAAAAACUGCAGAGUUCCCACAUACACAUGAAUGGGAAACAGUAAAAAAAAAAGAAGUUAGACCCAGCCCUCACAGGUUCGUCAUACUUUAAUG